Lepus europaeus (European hare) is the source of this 551-nucleotide messenger RNA. It is a transcript of the gene MRPL41, whose product is annotated as mitochondrial ribosomal protein L41. The record is from RefSeq and is a predicted model, not a curated record. Gene Ontology annotation, biological process: translation. Bases 86 to 493 code for a protein of 135 amino acids. Lineage: Eukaryota; Metazoa; Chordata; Mammalia; Lagomorpha; Leporidae. Gene Ontology annotation, molecular function: structural constituent of ribosome. Gene Ontology annotation, cellular component: mitochondrial large ribosomal subunit. The transcript is spliced from 2 exons.
GCCGGAAGCGGAGCGCGGCGGUGGCCGGGGUCGCGCUGCACGGACCGAGCGGGGGCGGCGGGCCGCGUCUCCGUCCAGGGCACGCAUGGGCAUCCUGACCGCGGUGACCCGGGGCCUGGUCCGCGGAGCGGACCGCAUGAGCCAGUGGACGAGCAAGCGCGGGCCGCGCACCUUCAACAAGGGCCGCGGCGCCAAGGGCAGCGGCGUGCGCGCCUCGGGCGGGAGGUUCGUGCCGGUGAAGGAGAUGGCUCCGGAGUUCGUGGUGCCGGACCUGGCCGGCUUCAAGCUCAAGCCCUACGUGUCCUACCGCGCCCCCGCGGGCGCCGACGAGCCCCUGACGGCCAAGGCGCUGUUCCUGGACACCGCGGCCCCUGCGAUCGAGAAGGACUUUCGAGAAGGUGCUUUCGACCCCGAGAACCUGGAGAAGUACGGCUUCGAGCGCACCCAGGAGGGCAAGCUCUUUCAGCUGUACCCCAAGAACUUCCCCCGCUGACUCCAGCCCCGGGGGCCUUCCCGCGCCCCUUGUCCAUUAAAAGCCCUUCGCGUCCCCA